Tetranychus urticae (two-spotted spider mite) is the source of this 4042-nucleotide messenger RNA. RefSeq lists its product as uncharacterized. The record is from RefSeq and is a predicted model, not a curated record. Lineage: Eukaryota; Metazoa; Arthropoda; Arachnida; Trombidiformes; Tetranychidae. Gene Ontology annotation, cellular component: myosin II complex; myosin filament; cytoplasm. Gene Ontology annotation, molecular function: actin filament binding; microfilament motor activity.
UCUAAGACGAUAAGUUAGAGGAAGAGAGAGGAGGAUGAAAGAGACGAGAGAAAGAGAGAGAUAUGAAAAGAGGUAAAAAGAUGUUUGGUUAAAUUAGUAACUCGAAAGAUCUUAGCCAAAACUAAAAGUCUCUCGAUAAACAAACAGCUACUUCCUCGCCAUUAUCCUCUUCUCACUCAUCCAUAAUUUGAAUAGCUCAUUCUAUUUCAAUUCAAGACUAAAUUUUAAUUGUUUUCUGUUAACAGCUCCAAUCAAAGUUCCUGUAACACAAGGUUUCUCAUCAAAUUAAUAUUACACCCUUCAUGUAAACAUCGUCAUUCUUGAAGUAAACUUAAGUGUUUUCUGCUUUAACCUUUCACCGGGAUUAUCUUCAGACACUCAACUUUUAACAAGUAAUUCAACAGAAACGAUAUUGCCUGAGACAAAUGCUUCGAAAUAUUCUAUGGAUUAAUUUAAAUCAAGUUCCAUUGGUUUUAUUAUUGUGAUUGUUUCAUUCGGUGCAAUUGAUUAUACAAAAUACAAGAUUUCAUCAUGCAAAGGUCACUGAAAUCGGAAACCGUUGAAUCAAUUGUUGACGAUGGUAGCCAAAAUAAGAAAGUUAACUCGGUUCAAUGGGAUAGUGAAAAAGUCAAUGUUGAUAGUGAAGCUAAUCAAGAUGGUGAUAAUAUUACAAAUGAACCAUCAAAUGAAAGGUUAAGUGUUAUGAGACAACAAUUUGCUGUAGCUGCUUCAGGAACUGGAUCAUCAUCCAUAGAGGAUCGUGUUUGUUGCACUAAUAUGGCUCUGAAGGUGUAUAAAAAAGCUUGGGAAGGAGCAAGAAAAGCUCUUCCAAGGGCAACUCGAAAUCGUAUUACUAGUUCGGAUAACAAUUCAUCAGUUGAGCAGAGACAUGCAAUAGGUAAUCAAGAUCCUACGAUAUCAAUUGAAUCUGAAGAUGAUCCAGCAACAGAAUGUUCAUUUGAAUAUGAUGAGGAUGGUGAUUUACGCUCUGAAGUUGGUGAUCCAUUGAAAAGACGUGGUAAAGAUGCUGAUAGACCAACAACACUUCGAGGCUUGGAAAGAUUGUCAACCGAUACAGAAGAGUUUGGUGAAGACGAAACAGCCAGUGGACCAGAGGAUGUUGAUCUUGAAUCAUUUAAACGAGUUUACAUGUCUGAUUUGGUGAUUCCUGAGGAGCCCGAUAAAGAGACAGCUGCUUUUCAAGAAACAAACCAGUUAAAUAGUGAAAUAGAGAAAAAUAAUAAUCAAGAAGAUUCAACAAUAAAAAGUGAAGGUUCAAAAUGGAAAAGGAAAUUUAAAUUGGACGAGAAACUUGAUAGCAAACAAGAUAAUUCAACUGAAAUAGUUGAGGAAAACAAUAACUCUAAAGGUGGUGAGGCGACGAUUGAUGAGAAUAUCGGCGAUCAAACGACUGGUUCAAACGAGAAUAAACAAACAAUGAAUGAACCAGAUAAAGCAAUGUCAUUAACGGACAUUGAACGAUUUGUACAAGUAACUUGUGACCAGGUUAUGGAAAAAGUGAGAAGUGACAUUAAUGAUGCGGAUGAUUUAUCGGUGCGAGGAAGUGGCAUUUUCAAGAUUCGACCAGGAUUAAGGAAUGAAAAUUCUACUGAUUCAAGAGCCUCAACUGAUAUUUCAACAAUUGAAAUACCGACUAUAACGAUUACUGAGGAUCAGUUGGAUGAUUCAAGUGUUAUAAUUUCAGAAGCUACACUUCGGGAUGGAACUGGAAGUGAAGGUGACGAGAUUCCUGAAGAUGGUAAUUCAGCUCAAGGUACCCUGAAAGGUAGAGCAUCAUCAUUGAAGUUCAAGGUGCGGAGAUUCGGAUCCAAAGUGAAGGAUAUUUUUAAACGAAGUACCACACCUGAAGUUAGCCCGGCUCCUUCUCCAGUAGGUGAAUAUAUAGAUAUUGAAGAGGAAAAGAGACGUCGAAAAGAAGAGGAAAAAGAAGCCGAGAAAAAACGAAAGAUGGAGGAAAUUGCUCGAAAAGAAGAGGAGAAGAGACGAAAAGAUGAGGCAGAGAAAAAACGGAGAGAUGAUGAAUUGGAGAGAGAAUAUGAAAGAAUGGUUUACGAAAUGGAGAAGAAAGCUGAGCUCGAAGCUGCUAAGGAGAUAGAAAGACGAAAGAAGAAGGAAGAAAAAAGGAUGAAAGAAGAAGAAGAAAGAUUGAGGAAAGAGGAGGAAAAGGCUCGAAAAGAAGAGGAGAAGCGACGAAAAGCAGAAGAAGAAAAAAAACGGAGAGAUGAAGAAAUGGAGAGAGAAUAUGAGAGAAUGGUUUACGAGAUGGAGAAGAAAGCUGAACUCGAAGCUGCCAAGGAAAGGGAAAGACAGAAGAAGAGAGACGAAAAACGACGAAAGGAAGAGGAAAGGAUUCGGAAGAUGAAGGAAGAAGAGGAGCAACGUCGAUUGAAGGGGGAGGAAGAGGAAAGGAGAAAAAUACGAGAAAACGAAGAAAAAAGGCGAAAACAGGCUGAAGAGGAGGAACGACGAAUAAGACAAUUGGAGGAAGAGGAAGAACGAAGACGAAAGCGGCAAGAAGAAGAGAAGGAGCAAAAGCGACUGAUUAAAGAGGAAAGUGCUAAUUUACGAGAAACAUUGAAACGUAAACUGGAAGAAGGAUUGUUGACUGGAGGUGGUAAAGAUGGUGAUGACGGGGACAUUAUUAAAAAUGAAGCUGGCGGUGAAGAGAAUGGAGCAAUUAAAAGCGAACAAGAUGAACCUUUUUACAUGGUCGAUGGAAAGCAGGAUAGUAGACGCGCUUCUUCACCUUCAUUGGUUUCAGGUCCUGCUUCGGUAACAAUGUCUAAAUCAACUUCUCUAGCUACUAUUAUGGUAACUUCACCAGCAAGUAAUCGUGAUAAAAGAUCACCUUCCAGAGGCGAGGAGACUUUUGGUCAAACAGGUGAAUCCGAGGGAGAUGUUGACCCACAAAUGGAUGGACGAAAAAGAAAGAAGAUGAAAAAACGUCUUCGCGACACUAAAAAUAAGUUGAUUAACCUUAAAUCAAAAGCACUAGAAUCCUUUCCAUCCAUUUCGACUCUGAAAAUUCGGGUCAAGGAAAUACUGCCUGUUCGCAGUGGAGCGAGUGGUCCAGAUGAAAGUGGGCAAGGGGAAAUGGAUCGAAGAUAUUCCAUUCAUCGAGAGCAAAAGAUUUUUUCUGAAUAUCGUAAACGCUAUCCUGACUCUGAGAAUGAAUUUUUCUCUGACUCCGAAUUAGUUGAAUCACGUAAAUCUACAUUAAAAGCCAUUUCCCCUGAUUUGGAACAAGUACCUGGUGGAAUGUAUGAUGAAAUAGAGAUAUCAACCGAAGAUCGUGUUCAAUUAUUGCUAUCUCCAAUAAAUAGCCCAUUACGGCCACCAAGAAGGUCUAAUUAUGGAGCUAAUUCAUCGUUUCAUGCUUCAGAGCCAAAUAUAAGUAGAACUGGAACACCAAAGAAACCCAAAAGAGCACCUCCUCCGAGGCCACCACCACCUGAAGUUGAUAUUUAUUUGCUUAGCAGUAGUGGACUUGAUCUGUCAAGGGAAGGAUCAACAGCAACGUCAUUAGGGGCAUUAGAAGAUAUUGAUUUGAAUAGUUCUAAUCGUGAUUUAACAACUCCGACUUUGGUGAGGAACGAAUCCGACAGAAUUCCAGCUUCAAUUUAUUAUCGCAACGUUGUUCGUGAUUGGCAAGAAAGACAUAAUAAAAGAAUAGAUGAAUUGAUCUCAGCUUCAUCGCCCAACUUGGAGGUAUAUCAAAGACCACCAAGAUCAGGACGACCUCCACCACGAAUCCCUCCUCAUCCAAUAUCUGGAACUCAUUCUAGACCACAACCGAUACCAAGAAGAAGAGAAUCGAGAGGAAGUAUACUGAGGUCAACAGCAAGCUGAAGAGGCAGCAAUCAGUAAAGAAAAUAUUGACGGAUAUGAAGUUCUUGAAAAAAGAGACAUUCAUCCAUUAACAGCUAGUUCAGGCCUUCCGCCAUUACCUCCUCCAAGAUAUCGAUCUGAUAGGCACACUCCGAUGUCAAAAUCACCUUACAGUACUUUGCAUCGGCUACAA